This is a messenger RNA of Cladocopium goreaui, 1401 nucleotides long. The record is from the annotation of a GenBank genome assembly. Lineage: Eukaryota; Dinophyceae; Suessiales; Symbiodiniaceae.
GUGGGCUACUACACCCAGGUGCUGGGCCUCGGCACUUGGCCCAGCGACGUGCGCUUCACGGGGCACCAUGGCAUCUUCGGGCCCAGCGAGGAGGACAACAACAACUUCAACACCUUUUGGAAGGCGGCUGAGAACUUGGCGAACCAGCCCACUUCAGGACGCAGCAUUUGGUCGGUGUCACAGGCAGCGCCCCUUCGACGUGUCCAGGUCAGUGGCCAUUCGGCAGCCAUAGACCAACAGCGCUGUCCCUUCCAAAGGCAGUGGCGGAUUUAUCGCCGACGUCCAGGUCGAUGGGACUUUGGAUUUAGUGCGGCAGCAGCAGUGGCUGAUCCGAAACUGCAAGGUGCGGAUGUGAAUGGCACGCGCUACUUCCAGUCAACACCUCGUGCCGUGAACUUUGUCUACCUGGGCACCACCGGAUCUCCAAAAUCAUCUGGAAACUGCACAGAUUCUGGCAGGAAUCCAGUCUCACCCGUUCAAGUGGAGAAACCCUACAUGAGCAUCAACGCUGAUGGCAAGUACUAUCUCCACAUUCCGCAGCCCAUCUUUUCGGGCCACGGCGUCAGCUGGGAAGCUCGAGACGACCACAACGACCACAACGACCACACGCAGCGCGUGAGUUUUGAGAAGGUCUUCGUGGCCAGCAAUGAGACGAAGCUGGCGGUGAUCAACGCGAAGUUGGCGGCCGGCAAACAUGUGAUUCUGACGCCUGGAAUUUACCAUCUCAGUGCUCCCAUCAGGAUUGGUUGGAAUGAGACAGUGCAGCAGCAGGUCUUACUGGGCCUGGGUAUGGCGACUUUGAUCCCCACAGCUGGUACGGCGGCAGUGGAAAUUGGUCCAGCACUUGGCGUCCGCGUGGCUGGAGUGAUGCUGCAAGCAGGGCAGAACCACUCCAAGAACUUGUUGUGGUGGAGCCAGGGGGGUGAUCCAAAGAACCCAGGGCUUCUGUCAGAUGUCUUUGCACGUGUGGGAGGCCCGGAUACUUCAAAGGUUUCGGCUGAGGUAAUGAUCGCAGUCAGCGGGAGCCAUGUGGUCAUGGACAACGUCUGGGCCUGGCGUGCCGACUGCUGCCAGAAUGGUUGUGGCACCUGUGCAGUGAGGUACUGUGACCACGGAGUGGUGGUGAAUGGUGACCACGUCACGUCCUAUGGACUUUUCUCUGAACACUGUCAGAAAGACCUGCUGGUGUGGAACGGCGAGCACGGCCGAAGUGUGUUUUUCCAGAGCGAGAUGAACUCCUUUGCUCGUGAGCCCUGGGACGAUACGCCCAACUAUGGGGAGAACGGUGUCAGCGGAUACCGCGUCAACGCCCAGCAUCACGUGGGCAUGGGUAUCGGGGUCUAUGCCUACUUCCUCCAGCCGGGCAACGUUGUGGCGGCUGGUCACUGGGCGGAGUCGUAG